Molecule: messenger RNA, 912 nt
Organism: Beauveria bassiana ARSEF 2860
Lineage: Eukaryota; Fungi; Ascomycota; Sordariomycetes; Hypocreales; Cordycipitaceae
Product: Ferritin/ribonucleotide reductase
Exons: 3
Coding region: 1-912 (303 amino acids)
Source: RefSeq, a predicted model, not a curated record
AUGCAUUUCUCUCAAGCUACCAUUGCGGCCGUUGUUGCUGCUGGCUUCGUCUCUGCCGCCCCGACCAUUGAGAAGCGUGCUGGUAUUACCGAUGCCGACAUUAUUCAGUAUGCUCUGACUCUGGAGCAUCUCGAGGACACCUUUUAUCGCGAUGGUCUUGCCAAGUACAGCGAGCAAGACUUCAACAGCGCCGGCUUCGACUCCAAAGUCUACAACAACAUCAAGACCAUUGCCAGUGACGAGGCUGCUCACGUCGACUUUUUGACAAAGGGUCUCCAGGCCGCUGGUGCCAACCCUGUCGCCGCCUGCACCUACGACUUUGGCUACAAGGACGUCAAGUCGUUCCUGGCCACUGCCUCCAUCCUCGAAGGUGUUGGUGUUUCCGCCUACCUUGGCGCCGCCGCCGACAUCAUGUACAAGGCGUACCUGACGGCCGCCGGCUCCAUCCUGACCGUCGAGUCGCGCCACUCGUCCUACAUCCGCGCCAGCCUCGACCAGAAGCCCUUCCCCCAGCCCUUUGACACGCCCCUCUCCUACAACGAGGUCUACUCCCUCGCCUCGGGCUUCAUCAAGUCCUGUCCCGAGACCAACCCGCCCCUGCCCGUCAAGGCCUUCCCCGCCGUCGCCGUCGCCGCCGACACCAAGAUGCCCAUCAAGGCCGGCGACGAGAUUGUCCUCCAGACCCCCGGCUACCAGCUCCAGGGCGACAAUAGCGACACCAAGAUUUAUGCUGCCUUUAUUGCCGUGACUGGUCCCGUCUUUGUUGACGCUUACCUCGUGGAUGGCGGCUUCAAGGUUCAGAUCCCCGAGGGCUUCGCCGGCCAGACCUAUGCUGUUCUGACCAGCUGCAAGGAUGCUGUCAACGAUGACACUAUUGCUGCUGGCCCUGCCAUUAUUGAGAUUUCUUCGUAA